AUGGCUUCCGGCCCGCGGGCCGCAACGCGGCUGGACCGAAGGCCCGGAGAGGAGAUCGGAGAGCGCUGGGGCGCGCGCCUCGCUCGCCUCGGGCUGCUGCUGGUGCACUGCCUGCUGCGGCCGUUCCUCGCUUCCGAGGCCGCCCCGCACCUCGCCGCGGACUCGCGGUCAAUGCGCCCGCUGCCCGCGUCUUCGACCUCCUCCUCCCCCUCCCCCUCACCAGUGUCGCCCCACAAGGCGCUGGCCGCCGCCGUGCUGCAGCGCCUCUCCAUGGACCUGCCCGCCGCCUCGGGCAGCAGCGACAGCCCCACCAACAGCAGCAGCGAGCCGUCCCCGCAGGCGGCGUACGCCAAGCCCAAGUCGCUGCUGCAGCUCGAGACCAAGCGCGCGCCGUCGCCGCCGCCGUCCCCCAAGUCGAGGAUGGUCCUCCAGCAGCAGCAGCCGCCGCAGGCCCCCGAAGAACAGGAACCACAGCAGCAACAGCAACAGACAGAAGAAGACACCGCUAGCAGCGACGCCGCUGAACAGGAGCGCGACGAGCUGGACGAGCUCCAGCAGACGCUGCUGCGCAAGUCCACGGGUUCCGUCGCCAUCAUGACGCGGCAGCAGGAGGCGCUGGACCACCGGAGACACACGUUCAGCGCCAUGACGGCCGACGGCCGCGCCAACAUGCGGCGGCGCAGCUACGACCUGACGGCGCAGUUCGGCAGCACGUUCCCGCCCAGCUCGCCGCCGCAGCAGUCGCUGCCGCACUCGUUCAAGGCGCACCACCACCUGCAGCACCUGCGCGUGUACGGCAAGAGCUCGGGCCCGGCCAAGCUCAUCAGCGAGUGCCACGAGGAGGGCGCACCCCUCGUGGCCUUCGUGACGCCCAACCCGGACACGGUCUGGACGCGCGGCAAGCCCGUGCAGGUCGAGUGGAAGGUGCUGGACGCCGGCGUGCACAAGCUCUGCAUCGAGCUGCUGGAGGACGGCCUGAGCGCCACGACGCUCAUCGCCAGGGAGGCCCCCAACACGGGCUUCUUCACGUACCACAAGGUGCCGUGGGGCAUGGAGUCGGGCUCCAAGUACUUCCUGCGCGUGUCGGCGGCCGACGCGCCCGAGCGCUACCGCACGAGCAGUUUCUUCCAGAUCAGCUCGGCCCCUUGACGCGCCGCAGCCCCCUCCCCUAUAAAGAAGUUGGCGUGGAGUCGAACGAAGAGUAGCACGAAAGUUAGGAGACAAAGUAGUAUGUGAAAGUCUUUAUUUAAUGUUUAAUUGGCCGAAGUCCAUCGC
This is a messenger RNA of Phytophthora sojae, 1275 nucleotides long. RefSeq lists its product as hypothetical. Lineage: Eukaryota; Oomycota; Peronosporomycetes; Peronosporales; Peronosporaceae. Bases 1 to 1149 code for a protein of 382 amino acids. The transcript has 2 exons. The record is from RefSeq and is a predicted model, not a curated record.